GAGGAUCACUGGCUCUGUAUCCGGGCUGAAAAUGAUACAGAGUAGAUUCAGGGUUAGGAUCAGGAUCAGGUGUUUUCAGGUCUCAUGAUAUCCAUCCCAUAAUAUUCCAGGUGUGAUAGCAGAGGGAUUUGUUAAAGGGUUCCGGGUGACGCAUCUUCUCGAGCGCACACGAUCUUUGUGAAAGCUAGCCGGCUAACAGCUAGCUCACAGAGACGCCAUUAGUUGGUGAAAAUCAAACCUUCAUAUCCGGUGAAAGGGUGAAUCAGCUGACUGUGGAGACCCAUCACCCUCUCACCUGGAGAGACCAGCUGCAGGGACCCGGACCCGCUUCUGUUGUCGACCUGUUCCUGUCUGUGUUUUUAAAGUCGGAAGCUGCGCAGGGUUAGCAUUAGCAGGGUUAGCAUUAGCAGGGUUAGCAUUAGCAGCUAGCUUCUGUUUGUUUUGAUAAAGUUCUUCAUUAAAGAAGAUGGCUGCAGGGGGGCCGGGCCGGACCUACUCGUUCAAGGUGGUCCUGCUGGGGGAGGGGUGCGUGGGCAAGACCUCUCUGGUGCUCAGAUACUGCGAGAACAAAUUCAACGACAAACACAUCACAACCCUGCAGGCGUCCUUCCUCACAAAGAAGCUCAACAUCACAGGAAAGAGAGUAAACCUGGCCAUCUGGGACACAGCAGGUCAGGAGCGUUUUCAUGCGUUAGGUCCGAUCUACUACAGAGACUCUAACGGAGCGAUUCUCGUGUACGACAUCACAGACGAAGACUCCUUCCAGAAGGUGAAGAACUGGGUGAAAGAGUUGAGGAAAAUGUUGGGGAAUGAGAUUUGUUUAUGUAUAGUCGGUAAUAAAAUAGAUUUGGACAAAGACAGACAUGUUUCAGUGGAAGAGGCCGAGAGUUAUGCUGAGUCAGUGGGAGCCAAACAUUACCACACAUCAGCCAAGUUAAAUAAAGGCAUCGAGGAGCUCUUCCUGGAUCUCUGUAAACGGAUGAUGGAGACGGCUCAGGCAGACGAGAGGUUGAAGGGCAAUGGAGCCAGCCAAUCAGCAUCGAGUAGGCGAGGCGUACAGAUCGUUGAUGACGAACCACAAGCCACACCCGCCGGGGGAUGCUGCUCUUCUGGCUAAAACACACACACACACACACACACACACACACACACACACACACACACACACACACACACACACACACACACACACACACACACACACACACACUCUCUGUCAUACAUGCUUGCAGACGUUCUCUCACGGUGACGGCUCUUUAAAUUAAUCCUUUAAAAGUUUCUGUUCAUUCAGCGCUGCCUCUGCUGCAAAGGAGCAUGGGAAAUCUAUUUAAAGUGCUUUUAUCAUGGUUCCCUUCAAAAUAAAAGUCCCUGAUGAUAAAGUGCUUUUAUCAUGUUCCCUUCAAAAUAAAAGUCCCUUAUGAUUUAAGUGCUUUUAUCAUUGUUCCCUUCAAAAUAAAUGUCCCUCAUGAUUACAGUGCUUUUAUCAUGGUUCCCUUCAAAAUAAAAGUCCCUCAUGCUUACAGUGGGUGUGCUCAGA
Notolabrus celidotus (New Zealand spotty) is the source of this 1537-nucleotide messenger RNA. It is a transcript of the gene rab21, whose product is annotated as RAB21, member RAS oncogene family. Bases 467 to 1117 code for a protein of 216 amino acids. Gene Ontology annotation, molecular function: GTPase activity; GTP binding. The record is from RefSeq and is a predicted model, not a curated record. NCBI's taxonomy places the organism in Eukaryota, Metazoa, Chordata, Actinopteri, Labriformes, Labridae. Gene Ontology annotation, biological process: Rab protein signal transduction. The transcript has 7 exons.